Drosophila pseudoobscura is the source of this 6197-nucleotide messenger RNA. RefSeq names its product repressed by TOR (gene REPTOR). The coding region runs from base 1380 to 3827 and encodes 815 amino acids. Lineage: Eukaryota; Metazoa; Arthropoda; Insecta; Diptera; Drosophilidae. Gene Ontology annotation, cellular component: nucleus. Gene Ontology annotation, molecular function: DNA-binding transcription factor activity, RNA polymerase II-specific; RNA polymerase II transcription regulatory region sequence-specific DNA binding. The record is from RefSeq and is a predicted model, not a curated record. The transcript has 5 exons. Gene Ontology annotation, biological process: response to unfolded protein; regulation of transcription by RNA polymerase II.
UGUGUAUUUUUUAUCAAUCGGUCAAGAACAGAACGUUUGACGAGGCGAGCGCAGAACCACACAAAAAAAAAUAAUAGGGAACCAAAAAGCAACAGUGUACAAAAAGAACAGUUUAUAUUGUUCAACGCGUGCUGUUAUUCCACACACACACGGAAGAAAGACCGUGAAGAACGAAAACAAUUAAAAUUGUAUAAAGUAAAGCAAACAAAAAUUAAUAAAUGUAAAUAGUUUGCUGGUCCAUAAUUCAAUUAGCAAACAAUUAAAAAAACGCGCGCUCAAUCUGUGGGCAGCAUUUAUUUAAACACAAAAGUUCGAACUAGUUUUCCCGAGGCAAAAGUCGAUAUAAAAACCCACUAAUUUGCAUAAAUAAAUAAACCAACAAACAUAAACGCUGCCAAACUUGAUGAAUGCUUUGGAAUUUGUCCACAAAAAACGUACAUAAAUACAUGUGUGUGCCUGCGAGUACAUAUGUAUAUGAAUUCUUUUUAGAAGCAACCCGACAUCCCAACCCACACACACACACGACUACCUACUCCAAACAACAGCCCGAACGUCGCCGAGCAACACACGAACGCGAGCGCAAAGCUCUCGCUCUCUCUCUCGCGAUCAUCAAUCGGUAUUUCUUCCCCCUCAAUCACAUCAGAUCGCACAGCUGGUGGAGGCAGUCGGUACCCAGCAAAAUUGACAACAAAACGCCAAGAACAAACGAAAAUAUUAUGAAAAUUGUUGUAGAUUUUUGCCAGUAAUUUCCAAAAAUCGAAACGCGGAAAACAAAGCAAAAAAUUUCACUAAAAUAUAUACAAGUGACUGACGGACGCGCUGAUAAGAAUUACUUAUCAAGAAAUUCAUACAAAAGUGUGCGUCUAAGUUCUGUGUGUUAUGAUUAUAGUAGUAUGUGCAGUUGGCGUCGUGCUAAUGUGCUUCAUUAUAAAUAAAUUUCAGUCUUAAUCUCUGCCACAUGUGUGACCCAGUUUUAUAAAGAGAGAAACCAAAUAAAACUGAAGAAUACACAAGCAACAAUGAAAUUUACAUACAUAUGUAUAAUCGAGGCCCUCCCCCUCCUUAAUGUACGUGUGCCCAUGCAUAAUAAUUAAUUAUUACAAAAGCGAGUGAACACUUUAACCGAAAUACAAUUUCAAUUAAUUAACAAAACAUCAAGGAAGUAAUAUAAACGAUAUUUACAACAAAACCAACACCAAAUACAUAUUUUUUCCGGUCUUGUUUAUAAACCAACGAGGUGCCAAAAACCAAAAAGAGGAAUAUAUAAGAGAUCGUAAAGUGUGAACUGCGCAGUCGCAGUCGCAGCAGCGCCUGUGCGCCGGCGCACAGCCGGAGAAGCCCCCGCACUCGGAGCAGAUAUUCCUUUCGGGCCAAUUACGAUGACAGAGAAUCAGCUGUAUCCCAUGUCAUCGGAAUUCUUUGACACUGGCUCCAACAGCAGCAGCAAUACGUUGAAGUACGAUCUGUAUUCCCUGGGAUCGAGCGUUGUGGGCGUUGCGGCCCUGCCCACAUUGACCAUCAAUACGGGCUAUGGGAGUAGCAACAAUCAAUGCUCGACGGGCACCACAAAUACCUGUAAUGUAAUGCUUAGUACAACGGCCAUAACCAUACCACGUAGCAACAAUCACAACCAGAGCCAUCAUCAUCCGUACCAGCAGCCGGAUCUACAGACGCCGCGACAUCAUCCCAGUCCGUUGCAUACAUUGCCCAGCAUGGCGACCCACCACCAGCAACAGCAGCAGCAGCAGCAGCAACAACAGCAGCAACUCCAGCAACAGCUGCAGCAGCAACAGCAGCAGCAGCAGCAGCACUCGCAUUUGGCUUUGGGAGAACUCUCCGAUUUCGGUUUGGAUGCCCUCGAUGCGGCCUCCCUGUCGCCCACAUUGCUGCAGGACGUUAGCCUGAGUGCUGCAUCGCCAUUGAACUCCACGCUGUACAACGGCGGCAACAGCAGUGGGGCCGGGGGCUACUUUGCACCCGAUAUGAGCCAAACGCUCAGCCUGAACGUGGUCAGCGAACAGGUGCUGCAGCUGCAGGACGGCGUCGCAGGACAGAACGAGCUGCUGUACGAGAUGACGCCCAAUUCGAAUACCAUGUGGAGUGAUAUCAGCAGUGCCAUUAUCCAUACCAAACACGAACCAUUUAGUCUAGACGAUGAUUACAUUUUCCCCAACGACAAGGCUGAAAUACAGGCCGCCGAUCUGGCCGAUCUGAAUGGCGGUGACUUUCUGGAUGUCAUUGGGAGCAUGGAGGACUUUCUGCCCCCGGCAACAGUCUCGCAAAGUGUCAAUUUCAUGUUGUCCCCGCAGGGGGCCCAGGGACAGGACUCGCUGGUGGCACCACCCAUGGAGUUGCUUCAGCAGCAGCAGCAACAGCAGCAUCAGCAGCACCAGUUCCAUGUGGGCAGCCUGCCGCAAUCGCAGACGCUCCUCACACUGACCCAACAGUCGAACAGCAGUUCCUCCACUAGUCCCUACGAGAUCUACCACAGUACACCGCAGAAGCCGCAGCAGCAGCUGGCGGCCAGCUUCUCGCCCGGCAGCCAAGCGUCGCACUCCCCAUUGACGCCACCGCCGCCGCCGCACGCCAAUCGCUCCCAGUACCAGAUGGUCAAGUCGCGGAACAUGCAGGAUCUCAUCAAGAAGGGCUUUCCCAUGUCUUCGCCGCCGGAAAGAUCGAUGCUGAGCCAGUCGGCCGCCCUGAGUCCGGGCGGCAGCAGUGGCUUUGGCAGUGCCGCCUCCGGGAACAGCACUGCCCCGGAUGGAAGCGGUCCGAGCAGCAGCAGCAGCAGCAGUCAGGCGGCCGGAGGGGCUAGCAGUGUACGCAAGUCGUUUGGCUUUCAAGGAGGCUCCAUGGAGAGCAGCAACUCGCAGCUGAGCCGACUGAGCUCGUCGGCGCCCACCCACCUGGGGAAUGAGCAGAUUUGGAUGCGACGAGAGCCGCGUCAGCAUUUACUCUCUACCGGCUCGCUGGCCGAGGCCGAGAGCUUCUCAUCGCUGAGCACGGGCAGUGUCCUGUCGCCGGAUGGCAUUGACUUCUCGCAGGACGAUGAGGACGACAACUCGAGUGAGAAUAGCGACAACUACGACGACUUUAGCAGCGACAACGGCGGUGGCUCUGGCGAUGAGGACGAGACACGCACCUCAACGCCCAACCAAUUGUCCAGCAGCAAGGGGAAAGAGCGCUUCUUCUGGCAGUACAAUGUACAGGCCAAGGGACCCAAGGGCAAGCGUUUGGUCUUCCAAUCCAAGCUCGAGGAUCCGCAUCAUCUCAACGAGGUCACCGAUCCCGUCUUCAGUCCCACCUGCUCGGUGCGAGGCAUAAAAGUGUACAAGCAUAGCGGCAAGGCCCGCAAGGGCGAUGGCAAUGACCUGACACCGAACGCCCGAAAACUGCACAACAUUGGCAAGGAGCUGGACAAACUGAGUCGCACCAUCAACGACAUGACACCCGUAUCGGAGCUGCCCUUCAAUUCGCGUCCCAAGUCGCGCAAGGAGAAGAACAAGCUGGCCUCCCGUGCCUGUCGCUUGAAGAAGAAGGCCCAGCAUGAGGCAAACAAAAUUAAGCUGUAUGGCCUUGAAAUAGAACACAAGCGCCUCAUCAAUGGCAUUGCCGAGCUCAAGCAGGCCUUGGCCCUUAAGCAUCGCACCAAAAGUCUGGGCGGGUCCACGGAGGAGGUGGAUCUGCAGAUUGCACGCAUUUAUACAACGGCCAAAACUGGUGUUUGCAUCGCGGGCGGCUCUACGGAUUUCGUGAACAAAGUGCUGGAGAAUAUGCGCGGCGGCUUGCACAAUGGCGGCCUGGAGGACCUGCGUAAAUCAUCAUAGACCAAAAAAAAAACCCAACAACAACAACCACAAAAACAGAUUAAAAGCUAACGAACCGCCCAUCAAGAAUAGAAUAGUUUUACGUUGUAGAGAUGUCCCGCUGAUAAAACUGAUAACAGAACUCAGGAUGGCCUCUCCCCCCAAAAAAACCCUCAUCAAAAAAAUACAAUAGAUGUUGUUUUUAAUGUUUUUUUUUUUGAUAAUGUUCUGCUGGAGUGAUAUAAUAUUGAUAACCGAUAUAUAACUGUGAUUUAAAGAGCCUGGGCUUUGGAUGUUUUUUUGUAUGGCAUGCAGAUGAAAGCCUUUAAAAACCGAAGAACCAGAGCCAAAAAACAAAAACAAAAGAAACACAAAAUUCCUUUUGAAAAUGAAACAUUAACGAAACGAAACAAAACAAAACAAAAUCCGAAAAGAAAGAGGCAACCACACAAAAGAAAACAAAACAAAAAACUAAAAACAAAAAGAAAGAAAAUACUAAAAAUACGAAAUUUUGUUUAGCCAUUAAGUUUUUUUUGUUUAAGGAAAGAUGAGAAAAAUAUUGUCCAGGAAUCUGAAAUGGAAGGAUGGAUGGAUGGAGAGCAAGUGAAUCGCUACCAGUUUUACCUGCCUAGCGAGUAAGGGAGGAAGGGAUGAAGGAUUAGGGAUGGAUAAACAGUUUCUAACAUAAAAGAACGCUAUAAAUCUUAAACAUAUAUGAGAAUAGGUUUAUAUACAACUGCGAUUUAAUUGUUUAAGUUUUACAUUUUGCUAUAAUCAUUGUCUAUCUAUCUAAUUUGGUUCACUGUUGUAGGUCUUAGGUUUUUCUGAAUGUGGAUAAAGAGCUUUUAUUUAAACAGACACAUGAAUACCUUAUGAAUACAUAACACUUAUCGUUAAUCCAAAAUUGUUUCGGCCCCCUUACACACAAUAUUCAAUUUAAUAUUAAUAUAUUUAAUGGUCCUUGGUUGUCAGUUUUUAAGUUUCUUUUUGCAAUUUUGUUAAUGCAAGUUUUGAUUGAUUCCAGAUGAUGGGAAUUUUUGAUUAAUUUACUUAUAAAUACUAUAAGAACUAUACUGUAAACAUAUACAUAUAUACUAUAUACAUAUGCGUGGUGAUAUAAUUUUAAUUUUCCUUUUAUGCUUUUAUUUUCCUGAUGUUAAAACUCUCCAUAACCAGAGAAUGAAAUAUUUAGUCUUAAGUUUUUUUCUAUUAUCCAUACCUUCAAUUACAAGUUUAAUCUUUAGGUCGUCGCAUCAUUUAUCAAGUUUAAAUCCCCAUUUCGCGGGCUAUUUCCAAAAUUAAUUUUUAUAAAAAUACAAAAAGAAAACAGAAGAAAAAAACACCAAACAAAAACGUAAUCUUAUUUUGAGUUUUAUUAUUAAAAUCUAUCUACUUUAUUUUUAUUUUAUUUUUAUUAUUACUAUAAUUAUGAAUACUUUUGCUCUGCUUCGAUGCUAAUUUUGUGAUAUUUGUAUUCCGACUUUUUUUUUAUUUGUUGUGCGGUUUUUCGGAGGCGGGUUCCUCGCACUUUGGGUUCUAUAUUUUCUACAAACUAUAUGCAUAUUCGUAGCCUUUUUUCAAACUGCUAUUUGUUGCUUAACGAGUUGUGUUCAGUUGAUAUCAAAAAUGAAGGAAUUAAACUACAUUCUAGCUGAGGGAAAUGGGAAACGAAACGGAUCGAUGAAUGAGAAUAAGAACGAAAAUACAAAUUACAAAGUGAUUCAAGUUAAAAACUUAGAACUUAGGCGAUGAACACGUGGACAAAAACAAAUUUUAGCUGUUAAAACUAGGCUUACAACAAAUUAAACACGAAAACAGAAACAACAAAUAUGCGCACAUAAAUUAUAACAAAAAAAAUUAAAUACUAAAUUACUAUAUUGGCCAUCAGUUAUUUAGGGUUUUCAAAUGUCUCAUGUCUUAGGAGCUUAACCUCAUUACAUAAGUGAUAAGAAUUCAAAAUUAUAAAAAAAGUUAGGAAUUAAAGAGAGUAGGGGAUAGUGGAUCCACACACACACACAAAGUACAAGCGCAAGCAAAGAUAUAUGGUAUAUGUAUAUGUUGCUUAGAUCUUAGGUUUGUCUUUGUCUAAACGAAAAGUACAGAUACAGAUACAGAUACAGAUACAGAUACGAUACCGAAAGUAAAAGUAACAAAGAAUUCAAGGCAAUUGGAGCAUUGAAAUAAGCACGACAGUUCCUCAGUGUUUAAUAUUGUAUACUUAACAUAUUAAAUAUAUACAGUAAAAACACAUAGAUACAUAUAUGUAUAUAAAUGUUACGGCUAUUGUAAAUGUGUGUGCUUUAUAUAAAUGUGCUUCAGAGAAACAACCCAUUUUUAUAUAAAUAUAAAAUAACGAAACUAAGCGAACUACUACCUCAAAAAAAAAAAAAA